AUGGCCAAGAUUAGCACCCAAUACUCCCACCCCACCAGAACACACCCCUCGGUCAGGACCACGGACAGAGAUCUGGAUUGCAUUGAAACCGGUCUCAGCAGGACCCAUUUGCCAUGUGAGGAGACAUCGUCAGAACUGCAGGAAGGCAUUGCCAUGGAGACUAGAGGACUGGCUGAAUCCAGGCAAAGCUCCUUCACCAGCCAGGUUCCCACCAGGUUGUCACGCCUCAUCAUCUUGCUCCGUGCCUGGACCCCCAGGCAGUUACACCAGGAGGACCAGAGACCCAACUCUUUCCUGGAGCGUUUCAGCGGAGCCGAGCUCAAAGAGGUGUCCAGCCGAGAAAGCCAUGUCCAGUUCAACGUGGGCAGCCAGGAGCCGCCAGACAGAGGGAGAAGGAAGAAGCAGGACGGCGUCGUGGUGGACCCCUCCAGCAACAUGUACUACCACUGGCUGACCGCCAUCGCCGCGCCUGUCUUCUACAACUGGUGUCUGCUCGUGUGCAGGGCCUGUUUCGAUGAGCUUCAGUCCGAGCACCUGAUGCUUUGGCUGGUCCUGGACUACUCGGCAGACAUCCUCUAUGGCCUGGAUGUGCUGGUCCGAGCCCGGACAGGCUUCCUGGAGCAAGGCCUGAUGGUCACGGAUGCCAACCGGCUGUGGAAGCACUACACGAAGACCUUGCACUUCAAGCUGGACAUGUUGUCCCUGGUCCCCACAGACCUGGCUUAUUUUAAGCUGGGCAUGAACUACCCAGAACUGAGGUUCAACCGCCUACUGAAGUUGCCCCGGCUCUUCGAGUUCUUUGACCGCACAGAGACAAGGACCAACUACCCCAACAUGUUCAGGAUUGGGAACUUGGUCUUGUACAUCCUCAUCAUCAUCCACUGGAAUGCCUGCAUCUACUUUGCCAUUUCCAAGUUCAUUGGUUUCGGGACCGACUCCUGGGUCUACCCAAACAUCUCAAACCCAGAGUAUGGGCGCCUCUCCAGAAAAUACAUUUACAGUCUCUACUGGUCCACCUUGACCCUGACCACCAUUGGGGAGACCCCACCCCCCGUAAAAGACGAGGAGUAUCUCUUUGUGGUCAUCGACUUCCUGGUGGGAGUCCUGAUUUUUGCCACCAUCGUGGGCAACGUGGGCUCCAUGAUCUCAAACAUGAACGCUUCACGGGCCGAGUUCCAGGCCAAGAUCGACUCCAUCAAGCAGUACAUGCAGUUCCGCAAGGUGACCAAGGACUUGGAGACACGGGUGAUCCGCUGGUUCGACUACCUGUGGGCCAAUAAGAAGACAGUGGAUGAGAAGGAGGUGCUCAAGAGCCUCCCCGACAAGCUGAAGGCUGAGAUCGCCAUCAAUGUGCACCUGGACACCCUGAGGAAGGUCCGAAUCUUCCAGGACUGCGAGGCGGGGCUGCUGGUGGAGCUGGUGCUGAAGCUGCGUCCGGCGGUGUUCAGCCCUGGGGACUACAUCUGCAAGAAGGGGGACAUUGGGAGGGAGAUGUACAUCAUCAAGGAGGGCAAGCUGGCCGUGGUGGCCGAGGACGGCAUCACCCAGUUCGUGGUCCUCAGCGACGGGAGCUACUUUGGGGAGAUCAGCAUCCUGAACAUCAAGGGGAGCAAGUCAGGGAACCGCCGGACGGCCAACAUCAGGAGCAUCGGCUACUCGGACCUGUUCUGCCUCUCCAAGGACGACCUGAUGGAGGCACUCACCGAGUACCCCGAGGCCAAGAAGGCCCUGGAGGAGAAGGGGCGGCAGAUCCUCAUGAAGGACAACCUGAUUGACGAGGAGCUGGCCAAGGCCGGGGCAGACCCCAAGGACAUUGAGGAGAAGGUGGUGCACCUCGAGGCCUCCCUGGACGCCCUGCAGACCAGGUUCGCGCGGCUCCUGGCGGAAUACAACGCCACCCAGAUGAAGGUGAAGCAGCGGCUCAGCCAGUUGGAAAGCCAGGUGAAGACGGGCCUCCCGCCCGAGGGGGAUGCUCUGCAAACAGAGGCCAGUCAGCAGUGA
Molecule: messenger RNA, 2001 nt
Organism: Rangifer tarandus platyrhynchus (Svalbard reindeer)
Lineage: Eukaryota; Metazoa; Chordata; Mammalia; Artiodactyla; Cervidae
Source: the annotation of a GenBank genome assembly